UUGCGCCAUCAACCAAUUCCAUUUUGGCCGGGACCGCUUCCAGGUCAUGGCUGCAACCCUGGCUUUUGUGUACAAGGCCGAAACCCGCUUCGGCCAGAGCGUACGAGUGGUGGGCAACUGUCCCAAGCUUGGCAACUGGGAUCCGGCCAAGGCACCAGCCCUCACCACAGAUCCUUCGAAAUAUCCCAUGUGGUUUGGGAGUAUUCAAUGCCAAGCGCCAGUAGAAUACAAAUUCGUCAUAUUUGACGAACUUCAAGGUGCAGUUUGGGAAGAAGGGCCCAACCGGUACUUUGCGUUCACCGACGACGGAGAGGGCGCCCAAAGCGGUGACUCCGGAGAGAGCUUUCCGGUUGAAAAUCCACACGGCAGCAAAGAAGAUCCCGCGGUGGUGAAGGCUGCGUUGCAGGAAAACAUGCAAGUGGCAGUGCCCAUUCCGACGCCCAAAGUGGCCGGAAUGGCUGGUGAGGAUGCGUUAAGGCGGCAAAGAAGGGAACGAGCCACAGCGCGGUUCAAGUGGCACCUACAUCGUUCUGGCAUCAGACCUCUUCCGACUCUUCAACUGAGUUCAAUUGCGUUGACACUUUCAAAGCAUCACAGCCGCGACCCUGCUUUCUUGCAUCGCAUCCAUUGCGAGAUGACGACGCAACAACAGAUGAACGCAGGCUGGAUGUGUGGCAACUGCAAGAAGCUCAGAGCCAAGAAUGCCUGGUUCUGCGACCUGCGGAUCCUCAUGGGAAGACGGUAUUGUCUACCCCAAGCAGAAGAAGUCCACGUCGCGGUCCUCCUCCAGACGGGCAUAUUGGACGGAGCCGGACCAUGGCCCUUGGAUGGGAGAUCAAAGCCCCAGACAGAAUCCGAGAACAAAGAAGAAUCGUGGCAGAGGACGUGGGAAGCUUCCAGAGCGCAAUGGGCCUUCGCAGCACCCACUUGCGCCCCCGCCUCCACCACCCAUUGUUGGACCACAGGGACAGCAGCCGCCUUCAAUCCUUGGAUGAGUAUGCCAUUGCCUCCUGGUGCAUCGACGUCCUCUACAGCGGCAACAGCGCUGUCACCUGCGGAACAGAAGCUGAAGGACGUAGCAUCCAUGCUCAAGAAAGCCAAUCCAGAGGCGCUGACCCCGGAAUUGCAGAACUUUGUUGCAGAGGAAACCAAAGCUGCAACCAAAAAAGAUGCGAAGACUCUUUACACUGCAGUGGACGAGUUGACGAAAGCUCGAGAGGCCUUGGAUACAGCUCUGUUGGCACGCAGCAAUCUGAUGGCACAAUGGAGAGCGUUCUUGACAAUGUCAUUGGAAAGAUUCCGUCAGUACACGGACCAUUUCCAGCAGCAAGAACAAGCUCAUCAGGAAAACAUCAAGACUGCCAAAGAGACCCUUCAGAAAGCCAAAGCAGAUUUCAAUUUGAAGGAAGAGGAGGCCACGGUCAUCUCCGACAAGGACACAGAGUCCAAGGAUGUGUCCACCAAAGAAUCUGCCCACAAGAUUCUCGAAGGGCUUUGUCACAUGACGGACAGCCUCCAGAAGCUAUCCGAGCGGGCAGAAAAGGAGCACACUGCAGAAGAAGAACGCAAGGCCAAACGGCCACGUCAGAAAGACACAGAUGUGGUGGACGCAGCUAUGUCGUCCGGAAUGCAAUGGUCGCACUCCAUCUUGCAAGACCCGAGUUACAAAUCUCCGUGGAAUGCCAGUGAAGAGGCGAUGCAACUUGCCUUCGAUUUGCACCCUGCCAGCUUCCUUACGCAAUGUGAAUGUCGAGAUUGGGGACUUCCAUGGACGAGCUGGACCGCAUCGAGUUCCACUUCGGCACCUUCCUGCAGGGUUGAGACCUUAUGGAACAUUCUUCAAGAUGAAGGCGCCACUGAACUUCUUGAAGAAGGACCUGUCAUGAUUCUCAGCACCUAUUACUUGAGCCACCGCAACUGCGUUCGUCAAGCUGCGAGCCGGCCGAUACGACUGACGAGACGCUAUGAAGAGUGGAUUGAAGAGUUCAAACAGGUUUGGGGCGACCUUUUUGAUCGAAACGCAGAUUUCAAUCUCUUCCUCGUCCAGCCUGAACCACCCAUUUCUAUUACAAGAGGCAUCGUUGGGAUUGUUCUCAUUGUGCAGCAUGCACAACCGGAAGGUGCUGCGAUACUGACCACGGCACUCUUUGAUGAGCUCCCAGAGCCGCGCACCAUUGAGAUUGCUCAUGUUCUUGAUAUUUGGACAGAUUACACUACUGUCUUGCAUCGAGCUGAUGCUUUCGAGGCCUGCGUUGAGGCACAACGACAAGGCCUGAGGCCGUGUGUUGUUAGAGCAGGACAGCAUGUGUUUCCCCGUGAACGACCACUUCGCAUGAUUGACGGCUUGGGCAUUGUCGUUGAUGUCCCCAUGAUCAUCAAUGAGGAGGCAUGGAACAUCUAUGUGAGGCCCCGCAUUGAGGAUUGGCCAGAGUUUGUCCCGCAACCACCACCUCGACACGAAGAAGUUGAUGACCAAGUCACUUUUAUGGCACGCAGACCACAUGCUCGUGGCCCUUCAUCAUCCAGUUCAUCUAGAUCUCAUUCCGGCACUGAUGCCAGCUCUGCCAGUGGUGCUCCAUCUAUGAGAUCGGUUGCCUGGUCCAGAACGGUUGUUUUUACCCUUGAUGGCACUUCGUUUUCUUGUCAUCUUCCUGAUGAACCUGGCCCUGAACAGCUGCGUAGCAUUGAGCUUGCCCUAUCUCUCUCUCCUGGUGACGUGCUGGUUGCUGUCGCCGUGUCUGCGAGACCUGAAGAUCUUGUUGCCAUGGAGUUGAUGUGCACUUUGAUUGUCAAGGAGUUGCUUACGCUCCACGAAGACAAGACCCACCUUUGGAUCAACAAUGUCCUGGUGGACCCCUUGUCAUCGGGUGCCCUCACCAUUGAUGAUGGCGACUAUGUCAAAAUUUUUAUUGGCAGUGACGAACAUCGCUUUCACUGCGUUGAGGAGAAUGAUGCUACGACUCUCUUGCAGAUUGUCGACAAGCGUGACACCCUUGCAGUGCGAUUGCAAGCACCUUGUGCUGAUGGGCUUGAUGAUUGUCCCAUUGAUUGCCAUGCACGUGCUUCUCCUCUGAGGGACCUUGCUCUUCGUGAUGCGGAGGAAGCGCAACCUGCUGCUUGGACGCGCUUUGCAACCAUUGGCCCUGGUGGCAUGGAACGGCAAGUUAUUGGGCAAUUGAUUCUUGUGCAGCGACCCCAUUUUCUGCAGCGUUCUGUUGUGAUUUCUACCUACGACAAUGAAUAUGAUCAAGGACGUGCUCACUCGAUUGCGAUUGUCAUGGGUGACCGCAUUGACCUGCAUUCUGUUUGCACGAUGCCGCAAUCACACGAUGAUUGCCCUCCGGAAAUUCCUGCAAAUGUUUGUGCGCUCUGGCUUGGCUCACGUCCCUUUGAGCCACAUGAACGCAUCCCUGCUCGACAUGGGAACGCUUUCAAGUUUGUCAUUCAUCGCACUUUGAGCAUGAAUGUGAUGCAAACCCAUGGCACCAAUCUUCAGGCCCGCAUUGAUGCCAUUGACUCAAGAGUACAGGCGUCACACCAACAACGACUCCUUGAAACCAUGCCGUUAUGGUUACAAUCACUACAUCGUGUCUUUCAAGAUCUUGCUGAGACUGAACGACCAGAAGAAGGACCAGUUGCGUACGUUGCCACGUGGUACGUGCAUGCCUCUUAUGCUCCUCGAUGUGAACCUGGACGCAUUGUCAGGCUGCGAGACGAUCCUACCAAUUGGCAGCGAACCUUGGUCGAAACAUGGGGUGAUCGACGUGAUUCUAGCAGGCCUGCGGAGCUGUUUUGGAUAUCGCCAGCCCCACCAACCUCGCUGACUGACCAUGUUCUUGGCCACAUUUUGACUGUGCAAGCUCUGCCAAUUCACUCAGUGGCUGUGUUGCUGACAGCUGGAGUUCGUGACCAUGAAGGACUGGCAAUACAUCGGGUCGCAGUGUGCAUCCCUCAAGAAUCUUCUGCCGAAGACAUUGUGGCUGCCUUCCCUAUUCCUGUGCCGUUGCUGAGAUUUCCAAGACGAGUGGGAAGAGGGCAGACCUAUUUUGAUCCCAAUGUUCCAUCACCGUUUGCUUCUGGUGAAGGUCUGGUGAUUGACAACUUGGAUCCCACACCUGCGCCCGAGAUGAUUCAGGUUUCUGUCCCUCCAUCAACUUCUGCUUUGACUGCCUGGUUGCUGGCUAUGUUGCUGCAGGGUAUUGGGGUGCGAGAGAACAUAUCGUUCUUCAACGUGCCAAUCGUGCUCUUGUACAUUGGCUUGAAGCUCGGACACCUCCUACUGGAGGAUUACCACAUCCUUUCUGCCCCUGCCACGAAGAAAGGUGUUGGAGGAUGUCAAAUUUGGAUCAAACGCUGCUGGGUCUUUGCAGCUGGCACUCUUCAUUUCCAACAUGCCGACAUGAGGAUCUUGCACUCCAGUGCGCAACGUAUUGUUGUGCAAUUGCACAAGAAUGACCUGCGCUUCAUCCUGAUUGCUGGUCAUGGACCGGCGUGUGCUUCGCCAGAGGAUACGUCUUCCUGGUGGACAGCGACUACUAACUCUAUUCCUGCUUCCAAGCGCAAUUGGUCCAUUAUUGCCUUUCUUGAUGCCAAUGCUCGAGUUGGCUCUGUGGAGUCACAUUGUAUUGGCAACUUUGGAGCUGAGACUGAAAACGAUGUGGGCACAUGUUUGCAUCAAUGGCUGCAUGAUCUUGACCUUGUACUUCCGCAGACGUUUGAUGCCCACCACACAGGUGAUCAUACGACUUGGCGACACAGUACAGGUAAAGAAGCCAGGCUUGAUUAUGUGGCCAUUUCGCAUGACAUCUUUUCAGCUGAUGUUAGUACAUCGAUUGCUCCUGUGGACCUCACCAUCACCAAGCAGGAUCACACUAGUGUCCUUUGUGAAGUUCUUUUACAUUGUCUGAUUGCAACUGGCAAGCCUGUGCACGUGAGAGAGGUUGAUGACUCCUUUGCGGUACCGUUACCUAUGCCUUGUACACCUUGGCAUCUUGAUGUGCACUCACAUGCUGCCCAUCUUCAAUUGUGGUUGAAGCAGACCAUGUCAACACGCCCCAAAGCCCUCAAGCGCAAAAAGCACUUGAGUGAUGAAACGUGGCAGUUGAUUCGUUUGAAGAAACACCAUUGGAUGAGGAUGCCCUACGUCCAUGGCUACGUCUUACUGACCGUGCAAUUGCUCUUCAUGAAUGGCGUCAUCGUCAGCUUUGCCUUGAUGUCACCACACAUGUUCGCAAUGAUGACAAAUUGUUCUAUCAGGAGCUUGCCCAAUCACAAGGUGACGUUGCGGCGGAUGAAGGCCCUAGCGGUGAUGCUCUUACUCAACAUUAUUGUGCACUUGAAGCUGGCCAGUCCAUUUCAUAUGAUGAUUUACUGCGCUGCUGUGCCCAAAAACAGCUUGACAAUCUUGCUGAACAGCCUCUUCAAAUUGCCAUCGCUGAGCUCCCCACACGAGUCGAAAUUGAAACUUUUUGUCUCCAAGCUCAACGAGGUCGAGCGCCUGGACUUGAUGCUGUUCCUGCUGAAGUGUGGCCUCACCACUGCCAAUAUGAGGGGAAUCAUGUUGUUGGACAACAUUGGAAAAAUUUACCAUGCCCUGGUGCGCUCUCGCUUGCUUCCAUGGGCAAAUGGCAAUCGGCUGCCCACUCAGUUUGGGGGAUUCAAAGGCCAGCAGCCUGCAUUUGCCUCUUUGAUGUUGCGAUCGUUUGUCAACUUUGCCGCUUCGAAACGUGUUUCAACAGCAGUGGUCUUCGUUGACGUCAAGAGUGCAUUUCAUUGCCUAUUGCGUCAACAUGCUUUUGGCACUGGUGAUUGUUUUCCUGCUGCCUUAGCCGACACUUUACGUCGUGAGGGACUUUGCGUUGACACGCUUUUAGCUGAAGCCCGACGGCAUUCUUCUCAUUUUGUCGAUCAAGUUUCUCCCUCUUUGGCGCGUGUUGCCCAAGAUGCUCACUGUUCGACGUGGUUCGUUUGCCCUCAAUCGCCUGAUUGCUUUGAGACCACGCGAGGCUCUCGGCCUGGUUCUCCCUUAGCAGACCUGGCGUACAAUGCCGACUCCUUGGAUGCGACCUUGGCGCAAGUCAUGUUGAUCAUGCAUCAGGUGUUCAACCGCUUUGGGCUGCGCUUGAAUCUCAGCAAGGGUAAGACCGAAGCAGUUGUCCACUACAGAGGACCCAAUGCUGCACAAUUGCGACGUGCCAGAUUUCUGGAACACUUCAGUCACCUUGAGGUUCCAGGUAAAGAGCCUCUGCGCAUUGUCACGCAGUAUGUUCACCUUGGUAUUUCCUUUGCGCAGGACUGUGACAUCAAGACUGACGUCACCACUAAGAUUGGCAAGGCCACUGCUGCCUAUCGAUCCCUUCAUCGCCCACUAUUUGGCAACAAGCGUAUUCCCAUUGCGGUUCGAUUGAAGCUUUUGGAAUCCCUUGUGCUCCCCAUUCUGUUUUACGGAGCUGGGAGAUGGCCACUUCUUCCAAUGCAACUCUGUACGCGCCUUUCUGCGGUGAUUACACGCUGGCAACGACAGAUCAUUGGCAACGGUUAUUGGAUUGAGGGUUCUCUAUCUGACCAAGCUCUCCGUGCGAGGUGGAAAAUCCCUGAACUUGCUCUUCGGCUUGCUAAGCAUCGAUUGUUAUUCCUUCUUCAGCUACGGCAUCAUGGCCCCGCGAUUCUGUGGGAAUGUUUGACGGCUGAAGAUGGUUGUACCUCAUGCUCAUGGCUGACUGCAGUACGGCAAGCCCUCCGAUGGUUUUUCUCCAUGCAGAAUGCUGAAAGUAUGCCUGAUCUCACAUGUGAAAGCAUUGUCCGCUGGGCGUUUGAGGCUCCUGCCACUAUGCCCAAGUCCAUCCGACGUGCUGUUCACCGGCACUUGAUGCAAGAGUUCACGGCUCAUCAAGUUGUACAAGCUCAUCGUGAUCUCAAAUCUAUGUGCUUGAGUUAUGGUGUUGUUUUUGAGAAUGUCACUGUCUCCCAGGCAUCGCCACUGAUUUCCUUUGACUGUUCAGAGUGCUGCAAGUCCUUUUCCACAGUGCAAGGUUUGAAUGCUCACCGGUGGAAGCAGCACCAGACCAUUUCCAUUGAGAGACAAUUUGUUUUCUCUAGCACUUGUCUUUGCUGUCAUCGUUGCUUCUGGACCGCUCAGCCUGGGUUGAAUGGACGGCGGACUGGCAGAAGGCUGGAUUUCCUGAAGACCUCUCCGUUGAGAUCUGUGAAUCAGUACAUUGCAGCCAUGAACAAUGCCAUUCAGAUUUGGAUUGCGGAUGGUGCGCAAGCAGACGCACUGGCCUUUCGAUGGAGUAUCCUUAUUGAUAGUUUUGAUGAACCUCACGAUUCUCUUCGUGGCAUGCAUGCCAUCUGGGCCUUCGGCCUCUGGGGACGUACGUGCAUGUACGAUGAAAUCAGCAAGAUCGAAGACCCAGACAUCCAGAUGUCAGUGGAACAGCAGUAUUUAUACAUGCUUGAUGACCUUCCGGUUUCGGCGCUUCUGGACCGCUUGGAGAAGUUGCACCGUGCCACACCGUUUUUUGCUGAGAAGGACUUCUCUUUGCCUACGUCUUCACCGCAGCAGAAGCAGGCAGGGACUAAAGAACCUUUUCAGGCAAUUUAUCGCACGAUCGAUACUGCACUGCAACCCUUCAUUGGAGGGAGAGUCAUUGAAUGGCCACAGCAGCGCGGAAUCCCUGUUUGUCGUCGAGAUGAUGGUAGCCUUGUCAUGUACAUCGUGCACCUCUUCUCUGGACGAAGACGCCCGGGAGAUUGUCACGACUGGGUCGCCAAGCUCUCCAAGGAGUACUUUGACGACAUUGAUGUCAUCAUUUUAUCCAUUGACACAGCCGUUGGUGGUGACAAGUGUGAUUUGCUACAAGGAGAAGGCCUUGCGUCUCUCAAGCGCUUUAUUGCACUUGGCCUCGCUACCGCAUCACUCUCAGGACCUCCCUGUGAAACGUGGUCAGCGGCAAGGCAUUUGCAACCCCCCGCUGGUUGCAACCGCCGUUGGCCUCGACCGCUUCGCUCUGAAGCCAAGCCAUGGGGACUGGAAGCACUCUCCCACCGAGAGUUGAAUCAACUUUCGACUGGCAGUGCGCUCAUGACAUCCAAUGUUUCCAUUGAGGUCGAGAUUGUCCUGAACGACGGAGCCUCAGUCAUGGAGCACCCUGCUCCCCACAGUAAUCCUGAUUAUCCGAGUGUUUGGAGAACCGCGCUGCAGCGCUUGAUCUGUGGGGGUGCACCCGGCUUUCAACUUCUUGAAGUUGAGCAAUGGCGCUAUGGCGCCCCGGCUGUCAAACCGACCACGCUUAGGCUGAUGGGCUUGCCACCAUCUGCCGAGAUUCUUCACGAUUCAGCCUUGCCGGGGGUGACUCGACCUACUGCUACUCUUGCAGGAUUGGAUGGCUGCACUGGGCUCUUCAACACCGCUAAGGCGAAGGAGUACCCAAGUGGAUUCUGCCGGGCGAUUGUGACCACGCUCUUUACUGGGCUCUCUCAUCGUCGGCGAGAUCAGGGUAUGCAGGUUCGAAAUUUUUCCCAGCUCGAAGAGCGGGACAUGUUGUGGUUGCGGGCAGUC
Cladocopium goreaui is the source of this 8560-nucleotide messenger RNA. Lineage: Eukaryota; Dinophyceae; Suessiales; Symbiodiniaceae. The record is from the annotation of a GenBank genome assembly.